This is a messenger RNA of Amaranthus tricolor (Joseph's coat), 986 nucleotides long. RefSeq lists its product as uncharacterized. Bases 100 to 885 code for a protein of 261 amino acids. The transcript has 3 exons. NCBI's taxonomy places the organism in Eukaryota, Viridiplantae, Streptophyta, Magnoliopsida, Caryophyllales, Amaranthaceae. The record is from RefSeq and is a predicted model, not a curated record.
AACCAAAAGCCAUAUACUUCUAUGAAAAUAUCUUGUCAUGUGGCUGUAAAGGAAAGAAGGGAGGGAUUUCAGUUUUGGAUGUGAAACUGGAGUUAUGCAAUGUUGCGCUUACAACAUAUAGCGUUCUCCACUCCAUCUGUAUUUCCUCUUUCUUCUCAUUAUCAGCAUCGUAUCAGUUCCGGUGUUUGUGAUUUUUCUUUCUCUGGUUUCACGGUCACGGGUUUGAUCAAAUGCAAUGAGUACUCCUGUGCCGAAAGAAGCUGUAAAUAUUUGGUAAGAUCGUACCGCUAUGUGUCUUCGGAUGAGAAAGAGGAGGCGUCUGGUGAUGGAUUGGCGAGGUUUGAAGAAGCAGUGAAACUGUUCAAUGAGAGGAAAUACUAUGCUUGUCAUGAUCUGCUUGAAUCUCUAUGGUUUGAUUCUUACGACCCUCUUCGUACCUUGCUUCAUGCUCUCCUUCAGUGUGCUGUUGCCUUCUAUCAUCUCUUCAACCAGAAUCACAAGGGUGCAAUGAUGGAGAUGGGGGAAGGAUUGUGCAAGCUACGAAAGCUGAAUUUCAAAGAUGGGCCAUUUCAUGAGUUUGAACAACAAAUUUCGAGUGUCCUAAAUUUCAUCUAUCAAACCCAGUUGGAGCUUGCAGCCUGUAAUGAAGAUUUUUGUCUGACGAUGGAACAAACAGAAAGAUCAUACCAACUUCUAGAAGGUUUUGGCGCAGGGCAACACCUGUAUUUUCUAGAAGACGAGAAUACUGAUGGUUCGAAGCAACACACUUACAUCGUAUUUGAUCCUCAGAGAUGCUACGGAGCCAUAAAUGUUCCGGUAACAAGGGUAAAACUUCCAUUUUUGGAUGCAACCCGAACCCAUCUCAUGGCUUGUGAAAACUAUUAGUCCAUAGAGAUUUUGAUUCACAGCAAUGCUGCCUGUUUAUCUGCAUACUUGAAUGCCUUCUAAAAGCUUUAUUUGAGCAUAAGUGCAGAUUCUUUGUGUUA